Molecule: messenger RNA, 1362 nt
Organism: Cuscuta campestris
Lineage: Eukaryota; Viridiplantae; Streptophyta; Magnoliopsida; Solanales; Convolvulaceae
Source: the annotation of a GenBank genome assembly
GAUUGAAUUCAAUCUUUUAAUGUGGUUUAGCCCAAGUAUCUUAUAGCUCAAUCCAAUGAUCCAAUUGUUCAUACUCAUCCUAAAUUCUAUCAUGGUAUCAAAGCAGGUUUUGGCCCACCUCGUUUGUCAAGCACGCCAUUUCCAUGCAUUCAUUCCUUCUUCAUACCAUACCCACACGUACAAAUAUAUAUAUAUAUACACAAAUAAUUUCCUCUUCAAAAAUUACUCAUUUUUAACUAAUUAUAAUUUCAUUUUCGUUAAUCAGUUUAAAUACCUUUCAUCAAUCAUCACCAACUCCAUGGCGGUUGUUGCUUUCAUAAUACUCUUGGCGGCGGCGGCGCCGGUCUCCGGCGACUUCAACGGCGAGAUUGAUAUAACGUGGGGAGGAGGGCGAGGAAGGGUUUCGGAAAACGGGCAGCUUCUAACGCUGUCCCUCGACAAGGGUUCCGGCUCCGGUUUCCGGUCGAGGAAUCAGUAUAUGUAUGGGAAGUUUGAUAUGAAGAUCAAACUCGUCCCCGGCAACUCCGCCGGCACCGUCACCACAUUCUACUUGUCUUCCCUAGGGUCAACACACGACGAGAUUGACUUUGAGUUUCUGGGGAACGCAAGUGGGGACCCAUAUGUCCUACACACCAACGUCUAUGCCCUAGGCAAGGGCGGCAAGGAACAACAGUUUUACCUAUGGUUUGACCCCACGAAGGACUUCCACACCUACUCCGUUCUUUGGAACCCCUUAAGCAUCAUAUUCUCAGUAGACGGGACACCGAUAAGACAGUUCAAAAACUUGGAAGCAAACGGGGUCUCAUAUCCGAGAAACCAAGCAAUGUGGGUAUAUGGGAGCCUAUGGGAUGCGGAAGAAUGGGCAACGAGAGGCGGGCUAGUGAAGACGGAUUGGAGCCAAGCCCCAUUCGUCGCCUCCUACAGGAACUACACUGCCCAAGCUUGUGUUUGGAGCAGUUCUUCUCCUUCUUCUUCCUCUUCUUGUUCCAAGAAUCCAGUGACGAACCCUUGGUUGGUUCAGUCGCUGGAUAGCGCCGGACAAGAGAGGGUCAAGUGGGUGCAGAAGAAUUACAUGAUUUACAACUAUUGUACCGAUGCCAAACGCUUCCCUCAGGGAUUCCCGCCCGAAUGCUCUCUAAACCCGUCUUGAUCAAUCUACUCAUUUUGAUUUACUCUUUAUUUUAUGUUUUUGUUUUUUCUUACGAGUAAUUUACUAUGUAUGCUUUCAUAUAUUCAUAUAAAAGGUGCAUGUAUAUGGUGUGGAUCAUACCCUUUGUAUAAAUUUCAUAUCAACUAUAUAUACCGCGCAUUUUAAAAUUUUUAUCCUAGGUAUAGUUGAGUUAAUAAAUUGGAAUGAUCUUC